Oryza brachyantha (malo sina) is the source of this 6381-nucleotide messenger RNA. Its product is annotated as DDB1- and CUL4-associated factor homolog 1. Gene Ontology annotation, molecular function: protein binding. Gene Ontology annotation, cellular component: nucleus; Cul4-RING E3 ubiquitin ligase complex. The transcript has 14 exons. NCBI's taxonomy places the organism in Eukaryota, Viridiplantae, Streptophyta, Magnoliopsida, Poales, Poaceae. Bases 163 to 5886 code for a protein of 1907 amino acids. The record is from RefSeq and is a predicted model, not a curated record. Gene Ontology annotation, biological process: protein ubiquitination.
CUAACAACAACAAAAAGCUGCGCCGUCUCCCUCUCUUCUCUCGAUUCGCCGCCGCCAUUGGAGCCGCCGCCCCACACAGCCAGGGUAUCCUCCGCCUACUCUAACCCUAACCCUAACCGAUCCCCUCCGCCGCCCACCACCCCCUCUCCCUAUUGUUCUCUAAUGCCGGCGCCGGAGGAGGACGAGGAGGCGCUGCUCACCCGCGUGCAGGCCAUCAUCACGCGGCUCCUCGACCUCGAGGACAACCCCAAUCCCCGCCUCCUCCACACCCUCGCCACCAUCUGCGAGACCCACGAAGCCAGAUAUGUGCAAGAAUGUGCAAAUAAUCCAUCGUACAAUAACACAAACACAAGGAACUCCCAUACAAUUGGCAAGUUGGCAAACUUGCUCCGGGAGAAUGACGACUUUUACGAGUUAGUGUUUUGUAAGUUCUUAUCGGACAAUUCAUACUCUGCUGCAGUGCGUUCUGCUGCUGCUAGGCUGCUCCUAAGCUGCUAUUCUGCCUGGACGCCCCAGUAUCCUCAUGCAUUUGAAGAUGCUAUUAUCGAAAAUAUAAAAAAGUGGGUGACAGAAGAUGGUGGACCGUCAAAUGAGUGUGAAUUGAAGCAUCUAGGAAGGAAUAACAAACCAACAGAUGCUGACAUGCUGCGGACAUAUGCCAUUGGGUUGCUUGCUAUGGCACUGUGUGGCGGUGGGCAGUUGGUAGAAGAUGUCUUAACCAUGGGGGUAUCAGCUAAGCUCAUGCACUUUUUGCGUAUACGAGUGCAUGGGGAUGUUGCGUCAGCCCAGAAAGAUUCUAAUCUUCCACUAGAUACCAAGCAUCCUCGGAGCAGAGAUGAGAACAGGAGCAAAUCACGUCUGGUUCAAGACAGUUCUCGGUUGGAUGGAAUGAGGUCUGGAGAUGGAGUUUCAGCUGACCCAACUUCAGAAAAGGACUGUGACCGUGUUAUGGGAAUGUGGCAUGCACAUGGAGAACGGUGGAUAGAUGAUGCUGUGUCUCUGCAGCAUGAGCGUGCUGAUUCAUCGUCGGAUCUUUUUGAUGUGACUGAGGCUGGUACAACCAAUGAUAGAGCUUAUAGUGCAAGCAUUUAUGAUACAAAGCCAAGGGUUGGGGAACGGCUUUCCGCUUUGAGGCCUGGAAGAGAUGAAGAGUUGAACGAAAAUGUGAGAGAUGAUCUGUUGAAGAGGAAGUUGACUCGAACAGGAUCACGACUUAGGGGGAAGGGCAGAGCAGGUGAAAGCUUGCCUGAAAGUGAAAGAACACCUUUGUCACCAACCUCAGGAUUGAAAAUAGGAACUCGGACCAGCAGAGAGAAGAAUGUGGCGAGGAUUGAAGAUGCAAAGAAGGACAUUGAUGUGAACAACAGCUCAACAAGCCUUGAGCCAUUUACUGCAAUUUCCAAAGAAGAGUAUGAGGAUCGGUUCAAGGAUUGUAUUAUUGGCUUAAAGGAUAUAUCUGACAUUGUUUUAAAGGCUGUGAGAGCUGCUGAAGCUGAAGCCAGAUCUGCAAAUGCACCUGAUGAAGCUGUAAAAGCAGCAGGCGAUGCGGCUGCUGAGCUUGUGAAAUCUGCUGCAUCGGAGGUUUGGAAAAGUGGAAAUAAUGGUGAUGCGGUUGUAUUAGCUGCUGAGAAAGCUGCGGCUACUGUAGUGGAGGCUGCUAUGUCAACUAGUGUCUCACGAAGCUCUAACCAAGUUAGUGAAGAGCAUGUGGUGGAAGAACCUGUGCAAAUUAGCGAGGACCAUGAGUUGGAAGAUUUUGUUAUCACUGACCAUGGGCAGCUUCUCCAACUUAGAGAAAAAUAUAGCAUUCAGUGCCUACAGGUUUUGGGAGAGUAUGUUGAAGCAUUGGGUCCUGUUCUCCAUGAAAAGGGUGUUGAUGUUUGCCUUGCAUUAUUACAACGGAGCAUUAAAGACCAAGGGGGAAAUGGCCACUUUACACUUCUUUCUGAUGUCCUUCGAUUAAUUUGUGCCCUGGCUGCCCACCGGAAAUUCGCUGCACUCUUUGUUGACCGUGGUGGUAUUCAGAAGAUUCUCUCUGUUCCUAGGAUUGCUCAGACAUAUACUGCUCUUUCUGCCUGCUUAUUUACUUUUGGUUCCCUCCAGUCAACCAUGGAACGUAUUUGUGCACUUUCAUCUGACACACUCAAUAGUGUGGUUGAACUGGCACUUCAACUUCUUGAGUGUCCACAAGAUUCAGCAAGGAAAAAUGCAGCCAUAUUCUUUGCUGCUGCCUUUGUGUUCAAAGCUAUUCUGGAUUCAUUUGAUGCACGGGAUGGUAUGCAAAAAGUUCUGGGUAUUUUACAUGGUGCUGCUUCAGUAAGGUCUGGUGGUAACUCUGGAGCACUAGGAUCCUCUAAUGUAAACCAAGGGAAUGAUCGGUCACCUGCUGAAGUUCUGACUGCAUCAGAAAAGCAGGUUGCGUACCAUUCAUGUGUUGCACUAAGGCAGUACUUUAGGGCUCAUCUGCUUCAGCUUGUUGAUUCUAUUCGACCAAGCAAAAGUAUCCGCAGUAUUGCUCGGAGCACUUCUAGUGCAAGAGCUGGUUACAAACCAUUUGACAUUGGUAAUGAGGCUAUGGAUGCUGUUUUUCGUCAGAUCCAGCGUGACAGAAAGUUAGGUCCUGCUCUUGUGAGAACUCGUUGGCCUGUACUGGAUAAAUUUUUGGCGUCGAAUGGUCAUAUAACAAUGCUAGAGCUGUGCCAGGCUCCACCUACUGAUCGCUAUCUACAUGACUUAACACAAUAUGCAUUUGGAGUUCUUCACAUUACAACACUUGUGCCAUACUGCCGCAAACUGAUAGUACAUGCUACAUUAAGUAACAAUCGUGUUGGCAUGUCUGUCCUAUUAGAUGCAGCAAACAGUUUUGGCUACGUUGAUCCUGAGGUGAUAUGUCCAGCACUGAACGUUCUUGUCAAUCUUGUGUGUCCCCCUCCUUCUAUCAGUAACAAACCAUCAUUAGCCGGUAACCAGCAACCUGCAGCUGCCCAAGCAAUUGGUGGGGCAUUUCCAGAAAACAGAGACAAGAAUGCUGAAAAAUAUACUGCAGAUAGAAAUGUAACUGCAAAUCAGGGUGAACCUCGGGAACGUUGUGGUGAUGGUAGCACAUCACAACAGGGGAAUACGACACAGAUUAACACACCUGUUGUGCCAUCUGGGGUGGUUGGUGAUCGGAGAAUAUCUUUAGGAGUAGGAGCUGGGGGUCCUGGUCUUGCUGCUCAAUUGGAACAAGGGUAUCGUCAAGCUCGAGAAGUGGUCAGAGCUAAUAAUGGUAUAAAGAUUCUUUUACAGCUUCUCAGUUCUCGAAUGGUUACACCUCCCGUGGCUAUUGAUCCUAUUCGAGCACUUGCCUGUCGCGUCCUACUUGGCUUGGCUAGAGACGAUGCAAUUGCACAUAUACUGACUAAGCUCCAGGUAGGAAAGAAACUAUCAGAACUGAUUCGUGAUACCAGUGGCCAGUCAAUUGGUGGUGAUAAUGGUAGAUGGCAAAAUGAACUGACCCAAGUGGCAAUUGAACUAAUUGCGGUACUGACAAAUUCUGGAAAAGAAACAACCUUAGCAGCGACUGAUGCUGCUGCUCCAGCACUGAGGCGCAUUGAACGAGCUGGAAUAGCUGCUGCGACUCCUAUCUCAUACCAUUCCAGGGAACUAAUGCAACUUAUACAUGAACAUCUCAUUGGAUCUGGUCUUACUGCUACUGCUGCCAUGCUGCAAAAGGAGGCUGACCUUGCACCUUUGCCAUCAACAGCUGCAGUGAUUCCUGUCCACCAGGUUGCUGCCCAGGAGGCAUCAUCUGCUCAGAAGCAGUGGCCUUCUGGUCGCGUUCAGGGAUUUGUGCCAGGCACAACAAAGAUGACAAUAGACCAAACUGGCCAGAAAUGUGAUUCUCUCUUGCCUUCUUCAAAGAAGAAGUCACUGUCCUUCUCGUCCAGUUUCUCGAAGAGAGCUCAACCUUUGCAUCUAUUUUCUGGUAAUAGAGCAAGCAAUGGCUUGAAAAGUCCUGUGCCUACUGGGAAUGUUGACGAUAUGAUUUGCGCUGCUUCUACUGUCAAUACUGGAGAUGCAGAGACAUCUCAUAAAACCCCAUUAUCGUUGCCACAAAAGAGGAAGCUAGUGGAUAUGAAGGAUCUUAGUUCAGCGACAGCAGCAAAGCGCCAUGCAAUGGUGGAUCAAGCAUGCCAAUCUCCAGUAUUUCAAACGCCUGCUCCUACUCGCAGAGGCCUAUCAGUGGCAGUGGAUUCCCCUACUGCUACAUUUCAUUCUGGACGGCCAAAUUUCAACAACAUUUACAUGGAGAACCUGGAUGAUUCUCAAGGCACACCUGGAGCAACAAUUACCACACCACAUCAUGGUGCAAAUGAUCAUCAGUCAGUAAAUUUGGAGCGUAUGACACUCGAUUCACUGGUUGUACAAUACUUAAAGCACCAACACCGCCAGUGUCCUGCUCCAAUAACAACUUUGCCACCACUCUCUUUGUUGCAUACUCAUGUUUGCCCUGAGCCCAGUCGCAGCCUUAGUGCACCAGCAAACAUGGCUGCUCGCAUGGGAAGCCGUGAGAUAAGGAGGCAAUUUAGUGGGAUCCAAAUACCUCGUAGGGAUCGCCAAUUUAUCUACAGCAGGUUCAAGCUAUGCCGUGUUUGCCGUGAUGAAUCCUCACUUUUAACUUGCAUGACAUUUCUUGGUGAUGCAUCACGAGUUGCAGCUGGGAACCACACUGGGGAAUUAAGAAUAUUUGACUGCAACACUGCAAAUAUCCUAGAGACCCAGGCAUGUCACCAACAACUUGUUACAAUAGUAGAGUCAGCAUCUUCUGGAGGAAAUGAGCUGAUUCUUACGUCCAGCGUGAAUGAGGCUAAAAUCUGGGAUGCCUUCUCAUUAUCUGUGGGGCCUUUACACACUUUUGAGGGCUGCAAAGCUGCUCGGUUUAGCCAUUCUGGAACUUCAUUUGCUGCCCUUUCUAGUGAUACAACUCGCCGGGAGGUUCUACUGUAUGAUGUUCAGACAUAUAAUCUUGAUCUGCGGCUUCCAGAUAACUCCGGCUAUUCAGGUGGCCGGGGUUAUGUACAACCCAUUAUACAUUUCAGUCCAUCGGACACAAUGUUGUUGUGGAAUGGAGUCCUGUGGGAUAGACGAAGUCCAAACCCUGUCCAUCAGUUUGACCAGUUCACUGACUAUGGCGGUGGUGGCUUCCAUCCAGCUGGAAAUGAGGUAAUAAUAAACUCAGAAGUGUGGGAUCUAAGGAAAUUGAAGCUUCUGAGGAGUGUUCCUUCCCUGGACCAGACAGUAAUAAAAUUUAAUGGCAGAGGGGAUGUUAUCUACGCCAUUCUCAGGCGUAAUCUUGACGAUGUAACAUCAUCCAUUCACACUCGUAGGGUCAGACAUCCUCUGUUCCCUGCAUUCCGCACGAUUGAUGCCGUGACUUACUCAGAUAUUGCAACAGUCCAAAUUGACCGUGGUGUCCUUGAUCUUGCAACUGAACCCAAUGAUUCUCUUCUUGGGGUUGUUGCUAUGGAUGAUCCUGAUGAGAUGUUCUCUUCUGCUCGCCUAUUUGAAGUUGGCAGGAAGCGUCCAACUGAUGAUGAUUCAGAUCCGGAGGAUGCAGGUGACACGGAUGAUGAAGAUGACGAUGACAAUGAUGACUCAGAAGAUGGUAUUAUUCCUUUGACUGAUAUAACAGGCGACAGUGAUUCUGAUAUAAGUAACAGCAGUGAUGAUGGUGGUGACGAUGAAGAUAUUGACAGUGGGGAUGAAAAUGAUGACGAUGACGAUGAUGCUGAGUUCAUUGAAGGGGGAGGAGGACUGCUGGAGAUUAUGGGUGAAGAGGAUGGUGAUGAGAGUGAUAUUAUGGGCUCAUUUAGCAGCGGCGACGAAGAAGGAUGGAUCAUGUAAGCAUAGAGGUCACAAUAUUCCCUGAAGGGCGGCCGUGUGUUUGUGUGGUGAGGGAUUAAGCUCGAAUGCAAGAGCUUAUGGAACCAUGGGGAUUCUCUGGGUUGGCAGCCACAACUUUUGAAUUCGCAUGCACAAAUUAUGAUUGUAAGUAGUGCAUUUCUGGGGUAGAUGGGGGGUGGUUAGAUUCAAACAUAAAUUUGAGGCAUUAGAUGAUGUAAGUAAAAACUGGUGAGAUUUUUGCGUUUCGUCUAAGAAAGGCCCGUCAUCAAUUAAAAGUUUUGCAAAUUUACAACCUACCUGUGGUCUUGUGCUGUAGUUGAUGAAGUUGCCAAGUGCUAUACUCGGGCACUGGGGAGUAUAAAUUGGAGCUCACUUUGCAUGUAAUUUACAAACGUCAAGUGGGACGCUCGGACGUGUUUGAAGCAUUUUUAUAUUAUUUUCUGUAACGAAAGCUAGCCUCGUCAUUGAUCGCCUGUGUUUCAAGAUAAAACAUUU